CCUGCUGAAUGUGUGUGUGAGCAUGUUUGUGUGUUAAGGAAGGGGGGUGUUCACUUUUUCUCCUGCAACAGUAGGAACGGUGGUGCAGCGGUGUUGGCCCGAGACAAAAGGCUAAACGCAGCAGAGCCGCAGGAGGGGUGAGACGAGGAUAGGAGCAGGCAAAGUGGCCCAGUGGGACUGCACUUCUCAGGGAGGAAUUGAACCUGCUGCCCUUCCUUUUUUUGGUCCUGGACCGCAGACGUGACGAUAAGGAUGUCGGACGAUGAGUGUCGCUCACCCAUCGGCCUUGACUGCUGCAGCUGCUGCCUAGACCUGGCCAACGGUUGUGACGACUCUGUGUCUCAGGGCCUCAGCACGACACCGGUGAGCCCCACCAGUCCCAGUGUCACUCACUUCCGUCAGCUACGCAACCAGCUGAUAUACCAAAACCUCAACACGGACAAGCUGAAUAACAUCAUGCGGCAGGACUCCCUGGAGUCAGUAGUGAGGGACCCCUGCUUCCUGCUCAACGAGGGAAUCUGCAACAGCAACAUAGACCAGACAAUGCUGUCUAUCUUGCUCUUCUUCCACAGUGCCUCUGGUGCUAGCGUGGUGGCCAUUGACAACAAGAUCGAGCAGGCGAUGGACCUGGUCAAGAACCACCUCAUGUACGCCGUACGGGAGGAAGUGGAGAUUCUCAAGGAGCAGAUCAAGGAGCUUGCAGAAAAGAACAACCAGCUGGAGAGGGAAAACUACCUGCUGAAGAACCUGGCCAGUCCGGAGCAGCUGGAGAAGUUCCAGUCUCGAAUCCCCACAGAUGGUCUGCUCCCAUUGGACAAUCAGAGUGUCCAGGUGAUGUCAGAGCAGCAGACCUGCAGCCGCAAUACUGGCUCUGCUGUGUAAGUGGCUCUGCCUUGGGGCGGGCAGAGCCACUGUCCUUAUUCAGCAAUGGACCUCCAUGUUUUUUUGCGCUACACAAUUGCUGCCUCUAAAAAACCAUCAUGGCAAUGAGGGCGUGGCAUUGUGGCUGCAAAUGGCCGAUGGGACAAACACUUGACUCUGAUAAGCACAAAACUCCAGACCGGCGCUGUGCCAGGACUGUCCUCUGAUCCCGUCCAACUCUGCGCUGUAGUCUUCUUGCAGACAAUGAGCGCCAAGAAUCAAGAGCAGGCUGGCCCACUGGACACCACUGAGCGCUUGCUUUCUGAUGGAGGGUUGCCAGCGACUGUCCUUUUGCUCCCGAUUGGGCUGGUCCUGCCGGUGCUAACUUGGAACGUGUGAGCGCAAGUUACGCUACUUCCUGUCGGCCCAGGUAAGAUAUUUACCUGGGUUUCGACAAGCAGUGAUCCCCCAGUUCAUAGAAGAGUUCGAUAUCCAUAUGAACGUUUCAAGGAUUCCCAGCUCCACAUUACAAGGACUUAUCCUCCGUGUAUUAGGCUUCGUUCACACUGCAGGCUAUGAUGCCCAAAUCAGAUUUUUUUUGUUUUUUUUGGUUAAGUCCAAUCUUUUAAGGUAGUCUUUCAAAUUGCAAAAACAAAUGCGACGUGUAAUGUGAAUGUAAUGCGUCCAUGAAGUUACACGCAUGCGCACAAAACAAAUAUGGUCUCCGUCUUGACACAUCUUUGGCCAUUUCAAGCAUUUUGUGCAACUGGAGCGAUAUUUAUGGAAAGGUAUGGCAAUUUAUUUGCGCACGACGUGAUUGCAUAAUUAAAAGUAUUUAAAAACAAAAAAAACAUUUAAAAAGAAAGUACAGAAAAAUAUAAGACAGCUUAAAAGCAUUCAAAAACAAAGAGCAAAAGACAUUUAAAAACAGUGCAGAAAAAUAAGAUCUUAAAACAAGCACUAUAUUACUAAAAAUGUACAGUGCAAGAAAGAUCAUUUCAUAAUGGAAAACGAUCAAUUCUGAAGUAUCAGCACUUCACCACUCACUGUUUUCUGCUCAUUCGUUCACCAUUGCUUUUCCCAAGUCUAUUUUGUCAAACAAUUGUAACGUUUUUCGCCUUUUGGUGAAGACAGGUUGGAUGACCGCAACGGAUACAUGUCCAAUUUAUAUCCCCAUACGAAAGAGGCCUGGGUCGGAUUUGGAAAAUAAUCGGAAUUGUACUGAUACAUGUCGCACAUGCGCAAACAAAUUGCAAUUGACCUGCAGCGUGAACAUAUCCUUAUUCAUUGACAUGCAUUAAUAAAAAUAAUCAACAGGAUGAGCAGAGGUCAUGUUUAGAGUAGUAUAAUCGAGCUGGCGGACUGAUUCGUAUACUGUGCUGAUUCAUAAUCUGUUAUGUAUUGCCUGCAGUUGAGGCUUGCUGCUCUUGUGGGGAAUUCAUCCUGCCAUAUUCCAUUUUUUGUUAGUCGUUUGUUUGAGUUUUGACAAAAUCGGUUGUUUUGUGAAAUAAAUGCUCUUCUGAGAUUCUUUUCCCAACACUGAAGGCAUACAGAGCAUCUUCGUGGUGUGAAACAGCACGCAUUGGACGGUAUUUCAGAUAUUUUGAAUCUGCAUCUGCUGUUUUUUUACCCUGAUGCCAAUUUUCAAAAACUGUGGCAUUGCAACAGUGCCUGUAUGUAGUACAAUAGUGGAGCAUGUCUACUUUGAGCUCUGCUAAUGCUGUUGUUUUUGAGCUACCAAAGACAUUUUUUUUUUUUUACAAUAGCAGAAAGAAGGACCAUGUGUUAAAACUUCACAGGGAUAAGUCUUGCAUUUGAGUUAGUAAUAAAAUUUGUUUUGUAAAGGUAAUGGUAUUGUUGCCCAACAGUAUCCAGAAAACAUUUGUUCGCUACCCUCUUUGGAUACAACUGCACAUUUGCAAUAAACCUUAUGUUUACAUAAUUCAAA
Messenger RNA from Phyllopteryx taeniolatus (common seadragon), 2809 nucleotides. RefSeq names its product TSC22 domain family, member 3 (gene tsc22d3). Gene Ontology annotation, biological process: regulation of transcription by RNA polymerase II. Bases 253 to 882 code for a protein of 209 amino acids. The record is from RefSeq and is a predicted model, not a curated record. Lineage: Eukaryota; Metazoa; Chordata; Actinopteri; Syngnathiformes; Syngnathidae. The transcript is spliced from 4 exons.